Topomyia yanbarensis is the source of this 5208-nucleotide messenger RNA. RefSeq lists its product as uncharacterized. The transcript has 5 exons. The record is from RefSeq and is a predicted model, not a curated record. Bases 436 to 5208 code for a protein of 1590 amino acids. NCBI's taxonomy places the organism in Eukaryota, Metazoa, Arthropoda, Insecta, Diptera, Culicidae.
CGCAGUGUGGACACGGCCUUACUAUGCGAACGCAACCACUGUGAACGCGGCCUAAUGCAAGCGGCGCGUCAACCGGUAUGAACUGUCAAUUGACGCGGGAAGAUGACAUGGCUUGUCAUCAGCAGUUAUUUCCGUUUGCACAAUCUUUUUUUCUUUGCAACAUCGAACGCGAUCAGACUGUUAAAUUGACUUAAACUAACUUACAGCUAGGACUUAAAACUAAAAUCACAGAUCAUUAUCACAAUAGUUUAGAGUGGAGGAAUAGUCUUCCCCGGAUUAAAAUUGAUUCGCACACCGAAAUUUCUUUAAGCUGUUUCCGCAUCAAUUUGCGACAGCUAACAAGAUUUCGGAUUUCACCUUUUGUUCUCUGAACAAAAUCUUAAAGAAAUUUCGUGGCCGGGAAAGGUAUCGAAUUGUGCCCAGCUGAAUUUCACCAUGCCAAAUACGGAUCCCAACCUCAAAACGCCCGAGCAGGGAAAAUCAUCGGAUUGUGUUUGCUGCGCCCAUCCGGAAUCGGCCGAUGAUUGCGUUCAAUGCGACCGAUGCGAUGGUUGGUGGCACAUGUCAUGUGCUCAAGUCACAUCGUCUGUUGCAGACCGGCCGUGGACAUGUAGGCAUUGUUUGCCGGUGAGUGUGUGCACUCCCACUUCCAGCGCAAAGGCGGCACGGAUGAAGAUGCAGCGACUGAAAGAGCAGCAGGAAUUAGAGCAACGUCAUCUAGCAGAGAAACACCAGCUGGAGGAGGAGUUGGAAGAAACGGCUAGUAAUAGGAGCCGGAUCAGUCACAGGACGAGCCAGGAUAGAGUAAAGCAGUGGCAACAGCAGUGCAUGGAACAGGGUGCAAGCGCGCAUGGUCAGCAGAUGGAUCAACCGACAGGCGGGGCAGCAGCUUCCCCGGCCAUGCAAUUAUGCGAUCGAGAACCAACGUUGGGACAGGUGGUUAACCCAUCGGAACCAGGUCUGGUUACUCGAGAUCAGCAGCAGUAUACCGGCGCGAUGCCGAAAACACCUAAGAACCCACAAUUGGAAUUCUCCGUGCUCCCCGCAGUCCAGCCCCCCGUUCCCCCCGCAGCACCAACGUGUGGAAAUUCGUUCGACCCUCACCAAUCGGGUCUCAUCGUUCGGGAUCAGCAGCAGUAUACCGGCGCGAUCCCAAAGGCACAUCGGAGUCAACGGGGUGAAUUUCCCGUGCCCCCCGUAGUAUCAACACUGGGCAACUUGUUCGACCCUCAACAAUCGGGUCUCACCGUUUGUGAUCAGCAGCAGUAUACCGGCGCGAUCACUCAGAGACAGCAGGUAGCAGGUUCGAGAGGUAAAGUCCAACCCCCCGUUCCCCCCGUAGCGCCAACGUGUGGAAAUUCGUUCAACCCUCACCAAUCGGGUCUCAUCGUUCGGGAUCAGCAGCUGUAUACCGGCGCGAUCCCAAAGGCACAUCGGAGUCAACAGGGUGAAUUCCUCGUGCCCCCCGUAGUAACAACCCUGGGCAAUUUGUUCGACCCUCAACAACCGGGUCUCACCGUUUGUGAUCAGCAGCAGUAUACCGGCGCGAUCACUCAGAGACAGCAGGUAGCAGGUUCGAGAGGUAAAGUCCAACCCCCCGUUCCCCCCGUAGCGCCAACGUGUGGAAAUUCGUUCAACCCUCACCAAUCGGGUCUCAUCGUUCGGGAUCAGCAGCUGUAUACCGGCGCGAUCCCAAAGGCACAUCGGAGUCAACAGGGUGAAUUCCUCGUGCCCCCCGUAGUAACAACCCUGGGCAAUUUGUUCGACCCUCAACAACCGGGUCUCACCGUUUGUGAUCAGCAGCAGUAUACCGGCGCGAUCACUCAGAGACAGCAGGUAGCAGGUUCGAGAGGUAAAGUCCAGCCCCCCGUUCCCCCCGUAGCACAUCAAGGUAAGCCACUGAAUUAUCCACCUACUGGUGUACCAUUACCAUCCAACUAUGGAUGCUCCCUCCAACACAUAAUGAAACAGUUCGGAACGUUGGCAGCCUCGGCCACGGUUCCAUCGAACAACAUGAAUACAGUUUUUCCCUCGACGGGAUCGAAUGUUGGCCUUGCGCCACAGGCAAAUCCAAGUAUACAUUCCGGAUUAGUAUCCGCAACUGCGGGACCGCCAAUCGUAGGUCAUACGCCACUGGCAAAUGGGACAGUUUUUCCCAAUAUGGAACUGUCAAAUGUUGGCCCUAUGCCACACGUAAAUCCGUCACUAUCUACAGGCAUAGUUCCCCCUCCGCCGGGACUGCCUGUCGUUGAACAAUACACCCCCUCCCCCUCGCAGUUAGCCGCGCGUCAAGUGAUGUCCCGCGAUCUACCUUCGUUCUCUGGCAAUCCUGUUGAUUGGCCAAUCUUCAUCAGUAGCUUUAUGAAUAGUUCGCUGGCGUGCGGUUACAAUAAUGCCGAGAAUCUUUCGCGUCUUCAACGUUGCCUGAAAGGGCACGCGUACGAAUCUGUCAAAAGCAGGUUGCUGCUUCCGGAAUCAGUGCCUCAAGUGAUCGAUACUCUUCGGUUGUUAUACGGGCGACCCGGGUUAUUAAUCGGUGCAUUGUUACAAAAAGUGCGCAGUGUCCAGGCACCGAAGGCGGAGAAAUUGGAAACUAUAAUCGACUUCGGCAUGGCUGUGCGCAGCCUCUGCGACCACCUGGAAGCAGCGGGACAGCAGGAACAUCUCUCGAAUCCUACGUUGCUGAUGGAGCUGGUGGAGAAGCUACCUGUACACACCAAGAUGCAGUGGGCGGACUACAUACAACAGCACCCGGUAGUAAACCUCAAGGCGUUUGGAGAUUUUAUGCUCAAAGUCGUCACAGCCGUUUGCAGUGUGUCAAACUACACCGGCGAAAGUAACAGUAGUCAGCAGAAGCCGAGACACAAAGGAGCGGUGAACACGCAUAGCAACGAAGCAGAAUCCGUUCGUGAGGUAGUGAGCGAAAAGGAUCGAGCGUGUAUAUGCUGCAAGAAAUCAGGUCACCGUCUAGCAGAAUGCACCGCAUUUAAGGCGUAUACUGUGGACAGCCGAUGGAACUUCGUACGAGAUAAAGGUCUUUGCCGGAGUUGUCUCAACGCACAUGGGAAGAGAAGCUGCAGAAACGCGACGCUGUGCGUGAUCGAUGGAUGUACCUACCGUCAUCAUGCACUGCUACAUUCAAAUCGAUCCAAUGCAAACCAGCGACCAACCCAAGAAUUGUCGAUUGUUCAGAACCAUACACAUCGGCAAGGCAAGCAGACUUUUCUUUUCCGCAUAAUUCCUGUCGUUCUCCGUGGGCCACGAGCGACCAUUGAAACUUUGGCAUUUCUGGAUGAUGGUUCGGACUUGUCGCUCAUCGAGAACAGCCUGGUGGAGCAAUUGGGUAUCGACGGUCGGAAGACACCGUUGUGUAUGAAGUGGACUGGAAACGUCACCAGAGUUGAAUCGGAAUCGAAGCAAGUGAGAGUUUUCAUCAGGGGAGCCAAUAGCAACAAGCAGUUCACGAUCAACGACGUUCGUACUGUAAAUGAGCUUACUUUACCGGAACAGAAUCUAGAUUACGACAAGCUGGCGCGACACUACCGCCAUCUGCAAGGUCUGCCGAUCGCAAGCUACGUGAAAGCGAUUCCCCGUCUGCUGAUCGGCGUUAACAAUGCGAACCUCACGGUACCGCUGCAGGCAAGAGAAGGAAAGAGAACCGAGCCUAUUGCCGUGAAAACACGGUUAGGAUGGUGCAUAUUUGGCGGUGGUGAAAGUAGGGAUACGCAUUCGUUGAAUUAUCACGCUUGUGAAUGUGCCGGUACCGGCGACCAGGAGCUGCACAAUGCAGUGAAAGACUAUUUUUCUAUGGAGGAUGCCGGAGUUCAACCGCCAGUCGUGCUGGAAUCUGUAGAAGACACGCGAGCUAGGGAGAUUAUGGAGCGGACGACUAUCCGAGUAGGAGAACAAUUCCAAACUGGCCUACUGUGGAGGUACGACGAAAUAGAAUUCCCGGACAGCUACAACAUGGCGGUGAAGCGUUUCGAAUGUCUGGAGCGUAGGAUGCUGCGAGAUCCCGAGCUGGCAGCCAAUCUGAAGAAGCAAAUAGCGGAGUAUCAGCUGAAAGGCUAUGCGCACCGUGCAACUCAGAAGGAGCUCGCACUAGCCGAUCCUAAACGAGUGUGGUAUUUGCCGUUAGGAGUAGUUACGAACCCCCGGAAACCGGGCAAAGUCCGCCUUAUAUGGGACGCGGCAGCGAAAGUAGAUGGAAUAUCCCUAAACUCCAUGCUACUAAAAGGCCCGGAUCAGUUAUCUUCGCUUCCCGGAGUUCUGCUGCGUUUUCGUCAGUACAAGGUGGGAGUUUCGGCAGACAUCCGUGAAAUGUUCCACCAGUUGUUAAUCUGUGAACCGGAUCGUCAUUCUCAGCGCUUCUUGUUCCGGAGCGAUCCAUCAAGGCUUGUCGAAACGUACAUUAUGGACGUGGCGACCUUUGGAUCCACGUGUUCGCCAGCAUCAGCCCAGUAUGCGAAGAACAAAAACGCCGAAGAAUUCGUCGCUCGCUAUCCCCGAGCUGUCGAGGGAAUCCAGAGAAACCACUACGUGGACGACUAUCUGGAUAGCUUCGAGAGUGUGGAUGAGGCCGAAAGAGUUUCCCGCGCAGUCGGAGCAAUCCAUCAGAAAGGAGGAUUCCACCUUAGAAAUUGGUUGUCGAACAGUGCCGAAGUUCUACGUGGACUGAACGAGGAAGCUACCAACGCCAGCAAGAAUCUCUGCUUGAGUACAACGGACGGCGAUCGAGUGCUCGGCAUGCUGUGGCAGACGACCGACGAUGAGCUGCGGUUCUCGAUGAAUUUGAAGGAGGAAAUUCAGCGUGUAUUAAAUGAAGACGAGCGGCCAACUAAACGACAGAUAUUGAAGUGCUUGAUGGGAAUAUUUGAUCCACUAGGGCUUCUUAGUGUGUACCUCGUGCACGGCAAGAUCCUACUUCAGGACGUGUGGCGAGCCGGACUGCAGUGGGACGAAAGGGUGCCGGAAGAAAUAUUCGAACGUUGGGCUAGGUGGACCGCUCUGUUCCCGAAGAUAAGAGAUCUGCGUAUUCCGCGGUGCUACUUCGAGGAAGCGACCGAACAGACGUACAAACGAUUGCAACUGCACGUAUUCGUCGAUGCGAGCGAAGUUGCCUUUUCUGCUGUAGCGUACUUCAGAGUGAUUGACAUAGAAGGCAAAGCCGAAUGUUCCUUCAAGCAGCGGUAUUGGGCAGCCGCUUGA